Protomyces lactucae-debilis is the source of this 1335-nucleotide messenger RNA. Its product is annotated as 20S-pre-rRNA D-site endonuclease nob1. Bases 77 to 1300 code for a protein of 407 amino acids. Gene Ontology annotation, cellular component: preribosome, small subunit precursor. NCBI's taxonomy places the organism in Eukaryota, Fungi, Ascomycota, Taphrinomycetes, Taphrinales, Protomycetaceae. The record is from RefSeq and is a predicted model, not a curated record. The transcript has a single exon. Gene Ontology annotation, molecular function: RNA endonuclease activity. Gene Ontology annotation, biological process: maturation of SSU-rRNA; ribosomal small subunit biogenesis.
CGAGAUCAAAAAGUUGGCGACAAACUCAGCAAUAAAUACGGUACAGAGACCAAGCUUCAACAUUGACAAGCUAGUGAUGGAGACAGACAAGAACCUCAUUGGUACACUCAUCCUCGAUGCAGGUCCCAUCAUCAGCAACACAACGCUACCAAAAGCAAUUCGCUACCUGACAACGCCCCAUGUCUUUGGUGAGCUCAAGGAUGAAGCUGCUCGUUUGCGUCUACUCAGCUUGACGGAAGGCCGUCUUGAGCAGCGCCAGCCAAGCGCUACAUCGCUAGCCUUUGUUCGGCAGUUUGCGCAAAAGACGGGCGAUGCAGAAGUCUUGUCGGUGCCUGAUAUGGGUGUGAUUGCCUUGGCGUAUGAGAUGGAGUGCGAGCUGAAUAGAGGCGAUUGGCGGUUAAGGAGGGAGCCUGGUCAAGCAAGGAUCAAUGGCAAGCCGCCUGUCAAGGAGGCUCUAGAGGAGAGUCAGUCUGCGGCGAUCAUGGCUGAGGAUACGUCUGUGGCGGGCAGUAAGAACGAUGCGCCUGCUACUCUUGUCGCGCAGGAGGAGGAUGCUGCAGCCUCUCAGAACACUGAAGCAGAAGCAGAAGCAGAAGCAGAAGCAGAAGCAGAAGCAGAAGCAGAAGCAGAAGCAGAAGCAGAAGCAGAAGCAGAAGCAGAAGCAGAAGCAGAAGCAGAAGCAGAAGCAGACGACGAUGAUGAUGGCUGGAUCACCCCUAGCAACAUCAAAAAAGUACAAGCUCAGGAUGCCGCUGCCGAUACAACAGAAGAGACACGCCCGAUGAAAGUCGCUUGUGCCUCGCAUGAUUUCGCACUGCAGAAUGUGCUGCUUCAGAUUGGCUUGAACUUGGUGUCUGGCAAUGGCAGUCGCAUUCGACAGGUCAAGACUUAUGUGCUGCGUUGCCAUGCGUGUUUCCACAUUACACGCAAAAUGUCGCUACGCUUCUGUCCGUCGUGCGGUGGUGCGACACUCAUGCGGACAAGUACGUCUGUGGAUGCGAGUGGCAAGCGGCAGAUCCACCUGAAGCGCAACAUGCAGUGGAACAAUCGUGGUACGGUGUAUGCGAUUCCAGCACAGCAGCAUGGUACGGCCAAUAUGAAGGGGCGGGAGAAUAUGAUUCUACGGGCUGACCAGCGUGAGGUAGAGAAGAUUGAGAAGGCGAAUAGGUAUCGGAAGGAGGUGGACUUGCUGGAUGAUGACUACUUGCCGUCGAUUGUGUCUGGCCGGCGGGACACGGGAGGACAUGGGAUCAAGGUUGGUCACGGCAAGAGGAACAUCAAUUCGAACAGACGGCGGUAGGCUGUAGUCAAACUGUAUUGUACUAUUCUAUCUGA